Molecule: messenger RNA, 2429 nt
Organism: Mus musculus (house mouse)
Lineage: Eukaryota; Metazoa; Chordata; Mammalia; Rodentia; Muridae
Product: 40S ribosomal protein S24-like
Exons: 3
Coding region: 940-1341 (133 amino acids)
Source: RefSeq, a predicted model, not a curated record
GGGGAGCAUGUGGGGGACUUUUGGGAUAGCAUUGGAAAUGUAAAUGAAAUAAAUACCUAAUUAAAAAAAAAACAGAGAAAGCUUGAAUCCGAACUCAAAUAUUUAAAACUCUGAAACCUAUCACUUCUUUUUAACAGUUCUUUCUUUCCCUACAGGCAGAGGGGUCAGGGUGGUUCCAAUAGGAGCCAGAGAGACAAAGGUAAAGAAAACCUUACUGAGGUCAAGCUAGACAUAAAGGCUCUUGAAGUAAAUGAAUUGUUCUCAUUCAUUCAUCCACUUUUUUGAGAAACAGUUCAAAUGCUUGACAUUAGGUAUGCAUAAGGAAAACUACUAUAAAUAACCACUGGCCCCUCGAGUGUGUGGAGGAUGGUAGAAACACCGACAGAGUUGUUCAAGAUGUUGGCACCUGGGCAUCUAGAAUGAGUCACAGAUCCUGUUAUGUAAGUUGGGGAUCUGUGGUUCAAGGUAAUGCUUGUUGCUGGUUUCCUGUGUGAUUACAGGUUAGCUUAGAUGCUUUUCCAGAAAAUAUGGCCCCUUCAAGGCCCGAGUAAACUUCUGACCUCAAUCUGUAGCCUUAUACUGCAAGUAUUGGAGACAAAGAACUCAAAAACUCCAAGAAGAAAAUUCUUCUCUAGCAGAAGAGGACAUGGGCGGAAUGAUAAUUUAACCAGGCUUACAAAGUUGGAAGCACCUGCAAUGCAGAAAGUUUUAGGGUAUGUCUAAUUUUUAUUUGUGAACAAUGGAACUUAAAUCCAGAGAAAGUCAUAGGGUUGAUUGUAUCAUUGACAUAAUAAAUGACCAAGCCACCAUCAAUCCACUGCCACUCUCCGCCACUGAAGUGUAUUUGUGUUUAUUUUUAUAAACUUAAAUUAAAACAUAGGAAUUAAAAGUGAGUUUGCAUUUUUUUUCCUCCUCUCCAGCUCCGGUGCCAUAGCCAUCAUGAAUGACACAGUAACCAUCCGGACCAGGAAGUUCAUGACCAACCGUCUGCUUCAGAGGAAACAGAUGGUCAUUGAUGUCCUUCAUCCUGGGAAGGCAACAGUACCAAAGACAGAAAUUCGGAAAAAGCUGGCCAAAAUGUUCAAAACCACACCAGAUGUCAUCUUUGUAUUUGGAUUCAGAACCCACUUAAGUGGUGGCAAGACCACUGGCUUUGGCGUGAUCUAUGAUUCUUUGGAUUAUGCAAAGAAGAAUGAGCCUAAACACAGACUCGCAAGACAUGGCCAUUAUGAGAAGAAAAAGACCUCCCGAGAACAGCGAAAGGAACGAAAGAACAGAAUGAAGAAGGUCAGGGGCACGGCGAAGGCCAAUGUUGGUGCUGGCAAAAAGCCAAAGGAGUAGGUCUGCAGUGAUUUGAUGUUUUGCUGUGACAUGCAGAUUUCUGAGAGGACAAAUAAACUAAAAAGCUUCUUUUUAAAAAAAAGUAAGUUUGCAGAAAACUUUAUAGUAAUCUAAAAACUUGAUCUUUUUUCUGUCAACCAAUAUUGAUUUUUUUACACAAAUAUUGAACAUAAUAAAUUGGGAAGGCAGAAAUGAUUCUUUUCUGCAUAUGGGCUGUAAAGCACUGAUUCAUGUAGUACAGUCUCUGAGGGAGUCUCUUGUUGGAUGUCCAGGCUGGUCUGGCUGCCUUAGUUGCAUCUCCAGCUGUAGCAUCUGGAGACUCUGGCAUGGGCAGAACAGUGUUCCUUUCUCUCUUCUCCAUCCCUGUCUCCUGGUUCCAUGGAAAUGAUGCUGCUAUUGAGCUAUAGAGUUUUGACUGUGACUAUCCAUUGGGGCCUGAUGGAGUCACCACUGGUUAUACAGCUCCUGAACCAGUAGUCUUCUGUAUGCCAGUAAGAAACACACUGAGAAGGAAAUCAGAACAAUAAAUUCUAUUCAAGAUAGACUCAAAACAAGGCACCCAGGAAUAAAUUUAACCCGAGGGAUGGAAAGCCUCUCUAAUGAAAACAAUAAAAUACUGAAGAAAGCAGCUGAAGAAGACGCCAUGGAUCAUCAGAAUAAUAUGGUUAGAAUGGUUGCAUUGUCAUGAGUGAAAAAAACAGCAUGUUUAAUAAAUGCUGCCUUGGAGACACCAAGAUUCUCAAGAUGCCAGAGCCAUAGGUUAUCUCUUGAGGUAUGCUGCUAAAAGGGAAUGGAACCAGCCCAAGAAAAGAAGUUUGUUGCAGUCAACAAAGAGGAAAAAGGUGUUGGAGAUCUGAAAACUGUUUUGACAUCAGACAUGGAGAUGCAGAAUUUGGAGUUUGCCCAGCUGGUUUCCUGUCCUGCUUUGGGGAUUAUAGUUAAGUGAUUGAAUGGAUCUCAGAAGAGACUUUGAACUUUGGACUUUUAACAUUGUUGGGACUGCUAUAGACUAUGGGGACUUUAGAAGCUGGGCUAAAUGUACAUUUUAUUAUGCUAUGACUAGAUAUGGCCCCUAUAGACUUAUAUUU